AUGACGGUCCUGCGGCAGGGUUGCCUGCCGACUCCCCGGCACAAGGUGAAGAACACAUUCAUCGAUCUGGACGAGGAGCUGGAAGUGAGCGGUGCCGAGUCGAUCUGGCAGCGAAACGCGACCGCGCCGGGCCGCAUGGGGGACCGGAGGACGCAGUCCUUGCCGAGCUCGCCGCGCCUGCAGAGCUCCAAGAAGGUGGGCUCGUCCGACACCUCCUCCGUGAUAGACUCGGAGGGCAAGGAGACCGGGUACGACACCCCCGAUGAGCUCCUGGACGACCAGCAGUCCGAGAUCGGCUGGAGCAGGUCGGACAUGCACAGCACGCUGGGGGAGCUGCCGCCGGUGAGCAUCUGGGCCAAUGCGGCGGAGGACGGCCACGACGGAGCUGCGGCGGACCUGUGCGCGUGGCAGCAGGGCUGGGUGGUCCCCGGCCUGAUGCAGUUCCCGGUGCACUUCUCCGCGGCCGCCGAGCCGUGGGCCGGGGCCGCGGCCGCGGCCGGCGAGGAGGGCAGGCCCGCGGACGGCGCGGACACG
Prorocentrum cordatum is the source of this 534-nucleotide messenger RNA. Lineage: Eukaryota; Dinophyceae; Prorocentrales; Prorocentraceae. The record is from the annotation of a GenBank genome assembly.